GAAGAAGACGAAGAAGAAGAAAAAGAAGAAAAAGCGUUCCUGUGACGUCGCACGUUAACCGUGAAGAAGAAAUAAUACAGAAUCGAAUUAAUCUUUUGAAGGGUGGUAAUAUAAUCUGCAAGGCUAUGGGAGGAGGUGAUCUCAACUUGAAGAAGAGCUGGCAUCCACAGACUCUCAAAAAUAUUGAGCGAGUAUGGAAGGCAGAGCAGCGGCAUGAGGCAGAACGCAAGAAGAUUGAAGAGCUACAGAAGGAGUUAUGUGAAGAGCGGGCUCGAGAAGAAAUCACCAGAUAUGCACAGGAAACGGGCACUCUGAAGAAGAAGCAUGACCGCUUGGACUGGAUGUACCAGGGACCAGGAGGACAGGUGUCCAGGGAAGAGUACCUACUUGGGCGCCCCAUUGACAAGCAGAUCACUGAGCAGUAUGAGGAGGUUGAGAGUGGACCAUCUGCACAAACCGGUCUACUUCCAGGCUCCAUCUUUUGCCCCACCACCGCUGCUUCCACCCUUGACCUGGCCACCAAGAUCCGAGAGGACCCACUUUUUGCCAUUAGAAAGCGAGAAGAAGAAAAAAAGCGGGAAGUUCUAACCAACCCAGUGAAAAUGAAGAAAAUUAAAGAGAUGCUGCAGCACAAUCUUGAGAAGAAAGAAAAGAGGAGGAAGAAGAAGGACAAAAAGGAAACCAAGCAGAAGAAGGAGAAAAGGAAGCAAAAGAAGCACAAGCAACAUGGCACUACAGAGAUGAGUUCCAACUCUGAAGAAGAAAAUACCAGGUCUCAUCGCAAAGACGGUGUCCCACCUGCCCCGUUUUCUCGUUCCAAUGAUACAUCUGGUUAUGGGCUGCAUCUCCCAAGCCGUGGGCACCAUUAUGAAAUGGGUGUGUCAAUCCACCAGGGGAGCAAUUCCAGGGGCAGAAGGAGUCGCUCUCCUCACAGGGAUGGGGAAAGAAGUGCCGUCACUGAGAAGACCGACAGAAAGACGCAGUUUAGCCAUGGAAUCCCCUCCUCAUACAAGAAGCAUGUUCAGAGACAUCAGGAUAUCAAUCGCAAGCAUCUGUCAAGAGAGGAGCAGGAGAGGAAGCGACAGGAGAUGAUGGACUUUGCCAAGCAGCGAGAUGAGCAGAGGGUGAGCAAUGUGCAGAAAUAUAGAAGCCAGGAAGAACAGGAGAAGCAACGGGACUCUAGGCACACCCAACAUGCUGGCUUCAUCCAUGAUGUGAAGCUGGAAGGUGCUUGCUCCACACUCGAGGAGCGGGUGAAGAGGAACAUUCACUCUCUACAGAGAACCCCUGCUGCCCUUGAGAAAAACUUCAUGAACAGAUAGAUGGGUAGAUGAUAGAUUCAGAAAGGGAGGUUUAAACCACAUUAUAAUUGACCAGUUUGGUGUUCCCUUAAGAGAACACAGUGUUACCUUUUAUCUGCCAGCCCACAUAUGCUUGGCCUGGAAAAACACAUUCACUACCCAGCGAAAUCCUGAUAUACUUGAUAUAUCUCAGCAACCCUAGAUUUUUUUCAAAUAUAAAUUUGGUCUUGGAUGUUUUCUGGAUUAAUGUGUCCGGUAGCAGAGAUUUCCAAACAUUCAUUUUCCAAAAAAUGAAAUAUUAGAUACAUUAUUGUAUUUCAUUCAGUAACUUAGUAAUAGACUACAAACAUGUCAUAGGCAAAAAGUUAAACAUGACACAUUUCCUCACAUUUUAUUUGUUUUAAUUUUGUACAGUUUCAAAAUAAUACAAAAAACAGAAAAAGGCCCUGUGCAAAAGUUUGGGAACCCUUCACUUUGUAACUUUGUAACUCCUCCUCAGGCAACUAUUAACAGCUUGCAAAUGCUUUCUGUAGCCAGCCUUUUAAAUUCUCGCUUUUGGAAUUUUACCCCAUUCUUCCUGGCAGAACACCUCCAGCUCCACAGAUUGUCAAUAGUAUUCAAGUCUGGGGACUGUGGUGGCCAUUAUAAAACCUUCAUCUGUCUUUCCUGAAGGCACUGUCUGGUUGAUUUUGAGGUAUGCUUGGGAUCAUUGUCUUGGAGUACCCAACCUCUCCAACCUCAAUGUCUGGACUGACCAUCGAAAAUUAGCCUCUGGAAUUUCUUGAUAUUUGAUGGAAUCCAUUCUUCCUUCCUUCCACUCACACAAUAUUUCCUGUGCCCCCAGCUACUCCACAACCCCAUGGAUCCACCUUUUUCUCCAAAAGAUACCUUCUUUGGCGGUGGCCAAUCAAUGUUUUAUUUUGCAUGCUUCAGUUUUUUGUAGCCCUCUCCUUCUUUGUGGACAUGAACCGUCUUCAUUCUAACACCCUUGGACAAUUGUUCAGAGUAACCCAUGGUUGUUCACACCGGACAGAACAGCCACUAUAGUUGGAUAAUUUAGAAGAGUUACUUCAGAUUUAAAAAUUCAGUCCUGGAAUUAUACUCACUCUGCUCAUUGAAUGAGAAAAUCGCCUGGGUCGGUGCCUUAGUAAUCAUCUUUUUAAAAAGUAACAAGGAAUAAUCCAAAAGGGUUCCCAAACUUUUGUACAGGGCCCCUUUUCCAUAAUUUAUUCAUUAAAAUGUAUUCAUUUGCAUAUGAGUGUGUGUGUGUGUGUGUGUGUGUGUGUGUGUGUGUAUGUAAAUAUAAGAAUCGAGAGCUCCAUAAGUCUUGGAACAAAGAUUUUUUUCCUUUAUUUGUCUCUGCUCCAGAAAUGUGGUUAUAAACUGCAGAUUUACAAACUGUUUAUUAAGCCUCUGACCGUUUGUUUCUUAUUUCCCUGCCUCAUAAUGGCUUCCGUGCCUUUCUUUGGCACACGUCUUGUCCUCCUGUUUACAAAUGCCAUUAACCGACUCCAAAGGCAACCAAAAGCCUAGAUUCAUGCUACUAGAUACUGAAAGCUUUCUUUUACCUAUACUAAGCAAAUGAUUGAAUACACGUGACUAAUCUUAAACAUCUGUGAAGCCAUUUGUCCCAAAUAUGACAGUGCCCUGAAAAUGCAUUCUGUGCUGUAAUUUCUCAUUUGCAAAAUGUAUGAAAUGCUUUCUAAUAAAAAAUGGAGUACAGAGCCAAAUCAAGACUUAUUGAGCUCACUGUACAUGCGCACGCACGCGCACACUGCAUUGGGCCUCCACAUUAAACAGCUGCUUCUCUCGCAACAUACUUUCUCCCUUUUUUGGGGUUUUUGUUCCCUGAAAAACCUGGGAAGUGACACUCCUAUGCAAAUGAAUGGUAGUUUUGUAUGUUUUUCUGUGAACUUUUGUAAAGUAUGAUUUAUUUGUUUCAUAUGGGAGUUAAAAGUACAUCUGAUAUCAUACAGCUUUGAUUAAAAUACUGGACCCAUUUCCUA
Messenger RNA from Conger conger (European conger), 3307 nucleotides. It is a transcript of the gene cwc25, whose product is annotated as CWC25 spliceosome associated protein homolog. Bases 126 to 1322 code for a protein of 398 amino acids. Gene Ontology annotation, biological process: mRNA splicing, via spliceosome. The record is from RefSeq and is a predicted model, not a curated record. Gene Ontology annotation, cellular component: U2-type spliceosomal complex. The transcript is spliced from 9 exons. Lineage: Eukaryota; Metazoa; Chordata; Actinopteri; Anguilliformes; Congridae.